Messenger RNA from Glycine soja, 1918 nucleotides. Its product is annotated as diacylglycerol kinase 7-like. NCBI's taxonomy places the organism in Eukaryota, Viridiplantae, Streptophyta, Magnoliopsida, Fabales, Fabaceae. The transcript has 13 exons. Gene Ontology annotation, molecular function: ATP-dependent diacylglycerol kinase activity. The record is from RefSeq and is a predicted model, not a curated record. Bases 189 to 1631 code for a protein of 480 amino acids.
UUCCACGAAGGCAUUGGCAAACAUUAAAAGGUAAAGUAAAAUUGGCCUUCCAACUCAAUUUCCUCAUUGGACUACUUCGUCUUUGCCUGCGCACUGCCAAAAUACCACAGUCAGAAGGCCAACCGGGGGGUUUGUCUCAGAGAAGAAAAGAAUCUCGUCGUCGGAAAGAAGAGAGACCGAGAGCGAAGAUGGCUUCGCCGUCGACCACGGGUGACACGAACAAGAUUGCGGUUCGGUCGUCGCUCGUGGAAUCGUUUCGCGGCUGCGGUAUUUCCGGGAUCCGAAUUGACAAGGAGGAGUUGAAGAAGCAGCUGACGAUGCCGCAGUACCUGCGCUAUGCAAUGCGUGAUUCCAUUCGGCUUCAGGACCCCGUCGCCGGCGAGUCCCGCUACAUCAACCGUGCCGAGGGCGAGGACGCCGCCGCUCCGCUCUGCCCCAUGGUCGUCUUCAUCAACCCCCGCAGCGGCGGCCGCCACGGCCCCGCCCUCAAGGAGAGACUCCAGCAACUCAUGAGUGAAGAGCAGGUUUUUGAUCUGUCGGAUGUGAAGCCUCAUGAAUUUGUACGGUAUGGAUUGAGUUGCCUGGAGAUGUUGGCUGGUCUUGGUGACUCUUGUGCCAAAGAAACUCGUGAAAGAAUCAGGGUUAUGGUUGCUGGAGGUGAUGGUACAGUUGGUUGGGUAUUAGGAUGUCUAACAGAACUUCGCACACAGGGUCGGGAGCCAGUUCCCCCAGUAGGUAUCAUACCACUGGGGACAGGCAAUGACCUGUCUAGGAGUUUUCAUUGGGGUGGAUCAUUUCCGUUUGCAUGGAGGUCUGCAAUUAAGCGAACUCUUCAAAGGGCUAGUAACGGGACUGUUAACCGUUUGGAUAGUUGGCGAGUUUCACUUUCAAUGCCAGAAGGUACACCUGUGGUCCUACCUCAUUGUUUCAAGCAUACAGAAGAGUUCUCUCUUGAUCAGGGCUUUGAAAUUGAUGGAGAACUACCGGAGAAGGUUGCAAGUUAUGAAGGCGUGUACUAUAAUUACUUCAGCAUAGGAAUGGAUGCCCAAGUGGCUUAUGGCUUCCAUCAUCUACGCAAUGAAAAACCUUACCUUGCCAGUGGUCCAAUUUCAAAUAAGAUUAUAUACUCGGGUUACAGUUGCACACAGGGCUGGUUUUUCACACCUUGCGUUAGUGAUCCAGGUCUAAGGGGACUUAAAAACAUUUUGCGGAUGCAUAUCAAAAGGGUCAAUAGCUCAGAGUGGGAGCAGAUUGCAAUUCCUACAAGUGUAAGGGCAAUAGUUGCUUUGAACCUUCAUAGCUAUGGAAGUGGAAGAAAUCCAUGGGGUAAACCAAAACCAGAUUAUUUGGAAAAGAGAGGCUUUGUUGAAGCUGAUGUUGCCGAUGGGCUCUUGGAAGUAUUUGGUUUAAAACAAGGAUGGCAUGCAUCAUUUGUUAUGGUUGAACUGAUCUCUGCUAAGCACUUAGUUCAGGCAUCAGCUAUUCGAUUGGAAGUCAGAGGUGGACAGUGGAAAAAUGCAUAUAUGCAAAUGGAUGGAGAACCUUGGAAACAACCAUUGAGCAAGGACUUCUCCACAUACGUGGAAAUAAAGAGGGAGCCUUUCCAGUCACUUGUUAUCAGUGGGAAGUAAUUUAUAGGUGGUUGGCUGUGUUCCAUAGCUGGGAUUCAUGAAAGGCUUGUGUAUUAUAUGUAUUCUCUUAGGUAUUGGCUCUCCAUUACAUGGAAAGUUUGAUGUUGUAAAGAAUUAAUCUUCUUUUGUUUUAUUGAGAAAAUCUUGUUAUGAUUAGUGAGUGUAAUUCUUUGAUGGUUUCCAUGCCUGGUGUUAGUCAUGGAAUGCAUGUGUAUUCUAUGUAAACUUGGGCAUUGAAGCUCCAUUAUAUUUAUAUGGAAAAAUUAUUAUGCAAAAAGUUCAUUUUU